Sinocyclocheilus grahami is the source of this 899-nucleotide messenger RNA. RefSeq names its product protein-tyrosine kinase 2-beta-like. Gene Ontology annotation, biological process: signal complex assembly; protein phosphorylation. Lineage: Eukaryota; Metazoa; Chordata; Actinopteri; Cypriniformes; Cyprinidae. The coding region runs from base 206 to 601 and encodes 131 amino acids. The record is from RefSeq and is a predicted model, not a curated record. Gene Ontology annotation, cellular component: focal adhesion. Gene Ontology annotation, molecular function: protein tyrosine kinase activity. The transcript is spliced from 4 exons.
GCCUAUUCCUGAACAUUUCCUUUAAUCUUUCUUAUUUCAGUCAGUAGCCACUGCUUAAUGAUCACAUCCAUAUUCCAUCUUCUGCUGUCUUUUGACUUUGUGUUUUGCUGUGUUUCUCUCAGCUUCUUCCCAGGCUCCUCCGGUGAAGCCCCCGCGGGUGUCUGCUCAGCCGGCGCCCACAGCAGAACUGGACCGCACGGAUGACAUGGUCUAUCAUAACGUGAUGGAGAUGGUGAAGGUCGUGGUGCAGCUGAAGAACGAUGUCAACACGUUACCAGCCUCAGAGUACGUCACUGUGGUGAAGUCGGUGGGAAUGACGUUGCGUUGUCUGAUCCGCAGUGUGGAUGACAUCCUCCCGACUCUACACAAGUCCAUCAGAACAGAGAUUGAAGGAACUCAGAAGUUGCUGAAUAAGGAUCUGGCCGAGCUGAUCAGUAAGAUGCGUCUGGCUCAGCAGAACGCCGUCACGUCUCUGAAGGACGAGUGUAAGAAACAGAUGCUGGCGGUCGCUCACACGCUGGCCAUGGACUCUAAAAACCUGCUGGACGCUGUGGACCAGGCCAGAGUGAGAGCCAGUGUGGCCAAACCCACCACACCCUAGAUCUGAUCCCUAAUUGGACGCCAGACAGGCGCUUUCAUCCAAUGAGAGAGCUGGGGGAUGAAAAUCAGUUGUAAAUGACCUGGCACAACUUCCUUUAUUUAUGCUUCCGAAUGGUAAUGAAAGCAGUGCUUUCGAUGUUGAAUGUUUUCAGAUGGAUUUUCACAAUUGUCUGCUUGUAAUUGUUUUCAAAAAGUCAAGGAUGUCUGAUCUCAGGAAAGUUUGAGGGAGGAAAUAAAUACAGACUUCUGCAGUUUUGUCAUGUCAGAGCAUUAACUUAUUUAAUUCUUUAAACUUUACA